This is a messenger RNA of Aphanomyces invadans, 632 nucleotides long. RefSeq names its product histone H4. The record is from RefSeq and is a predicted model, not a curated record. The coding region runs from base 31 to 342 and encodes 103 amino acids. Gene Ontology annotation, biological process: nucleosome assembly. The transcript has a single exon. Gene Ontology annotation, cellular component: nucleosome. Gene Ontology annotation, molecular function: DNA binding; structural constituent of chromatin; protein heterodimerization activity. Lineage: Eukaryota; Oomycota; Saprolegniomycetes; Saprolegniales; Verrucalvaceae.
UUGGAAUUUCAAUUCAUCAACUCAAGCAACAUGUCUGGUCGCGGAAAAGGCGGUAAAGGUCUCGGAAAGGGCGGUGCCAAGCGCCAUCGCAAGGUCCUUCGCGAUAACAUCCAAGGUAUCACCAAGCCCGCUAUCCGCCGUCUCGCUCGUCGUGGUGGUGUCAAGCGUAUCUCUGGUUUGAUUUAUGAAGAAACCCGCGGUGUGCUCAAGGUUUUCUUGGAAAACGUGAUCCGCGACUCGGUCACGUACACGGAACACGCUCGCCGAAAGACCGUCACGGCCAUGGAUGUCGUGUACGCAUUGAAGCGCCAAGGCCGCACUUUGUACGGUUUCGGCGGUUAAAUCGUGUCCAGGCACUCCCAGAGUGGAUUUUCAUAUCUGCAUUCCCCUGGUGUUUUUAAACACCACCCAAAACUUGAGAAAGUUGAUCGGUGUUCCAGUUCUCCUUAGACUCUAAUGCUUGACGCCUCAGUGAACAUGUUCAGAACUUGACACCGCUGUCGUCAACGACCGAAUAAUGAAUGCCACAAGGUCCUUCAAGUGGCCCACGCUUCUUGCUUCACACUCUGAGUCCGUUCACAGUGUACAACAACGAUCACUUAAGGCGAAGACUACUACUCCAGAGAGCCUAU